AUGGUUGCUGUGUUGUCGCUGCUGACGCUUGCUACAGCGACUUUGGCUGCUAAGCUGCCCGUGGUUGAUCUGGGAUAUGAGCGACACCAGGCUAUCUCAUUUAACAGCUCUCAUGGCCUGUACAACUUCAGCAAUAUCCGCUAUGCCGCACCCCCACUCGGCGACCUGCGCUUCCGCGCUCCUGUACUCCCAACACAAAACAGAGAACAUAUUCAGAAUGGCUCUGUAGGCCGCGUGUGUCCUCAGGCACUUCCGAUUUGGAAUACCCAAGGCGCGGCAACAUUCCUUCUGAGCUAUUUGUAUAACCAGACGUUCACCGGAUCCAGCAACAUUUCGUCCUAUGAAUACAAGCCGGCCAAACCGGAUCCUCGCACCACUGAGGAUUGUUUGUUCCUCGAUGUAGUUGUCCCGAAGAAGAUCUUCGACCGCGGACAGAACAAAACUUCGCGCCCCCGAAAGAAUCUCGCACCUGUGCUGGUGUGGAUCUAUGGUGGUGGGUAUGUUGCGGGAGAAAAGAGUAGCUCAGAUGCAUCUGGGCUGGUUCAACGCAGCAUGGCUGGGGGAAAUGAAGGCAUUGUAUUCGUCUCCUUGAACUAUCGACUGGGUGCAUUUGGCUGGUCCGGCGGCGACAGCAUCAUUUCCAAUGGUACUGCCAAUGCAGCCCUCCAUGACCAACGCUUCGCUCUGGACUGGGUAUACAAGAACAUCCACCUCUUCGGUGGCGACGCAACCCGGGUUACAGUCAUGGGCGAGUCGGCCGGCGGGGGUUCAAUCAUGCACCAGAUCACAGCAUACGGAGGCACCCGUGGACCUGUUCCCUUCCAGCAAGCGAUUGUACAGAGUCCCGGUUGGGUCCCGACCAUCAGCGAGGAGCAGCAGGAAGACACUCUGCAGCAGUUCCUGGGCUACCUGAACGUCAGCACAGUUGAGGAAGCCCGCAAAUUGUCGUCUGACAAAUUGAUCGCUGCCAAUGCAUACCAGGUCGCAACUCAGUCUCCAUGGGGCACGUUCACCUACGGACCUACUGUGGACGGCAGCUUUGUACCAGCUCUUCCUGGGCAGCUGUUGCUCAGUGGUGAUUUUGACCAUAAUCUCAAUAUCAUGGUCGGACAUAACGCAGAUGAGGGACUUUUGUUCACCUCGCCGGACAGUGUCAAUAGCACUGGCCUGGCAUCUCAACUCACGACUUUGUCACCGAGCAUUCCCGCAAACGUGACCAAGUUCAUCACGGAGGAUCUCUAUCCCGCAGUCUACAAUGGCUCCUAUGGAUACACCGACUCGGUGGCGCGCACGGCGCUCGUUAUCUCGGAUCUGAUCUUCCAGUGUAACACCGACUACUUCAACCGCGCAUACUACAACCAUACCUACGCGUACGAAUUCGUCGUUCCGCCCGGGCUCCACGGUCAGGAUGUCGCCUACACCUUUUACAAUAAUGGUUCUAGCUCUUCUGGUGCCCUCGGCGGCCUCGGCGGAAUCGCCAAUGUAACUGUUGCACUGGCGAUGCAGGACUUCUUCACCAGCUUUGCGCAGCACGGUGUGCCCAAGUCGCAUCUCGCUCCGCCUUUCAAGCGCCAUGGUGAGCGGUCGCAGAUUAUGGCUAUUGGUAACCAUACUAUCCAACCGAUGCGGGAUCCCACCAGCAACCCGCGCUGUGAGUUCUGGCAGACUGCGCCUUAUUACGUGGCAUGA
Molecule: messenger RNA, 1689 nt
Organism: Penicillium canescens
Lineage: Eukaryota; Fungi; Ascomycota; Eurotiomycetes; Eurotiales; Aspergillaceae
Exons: 3
Coding region: 1-1689 (562 amino acids)
Source: RefSeq, a predicted model, not a curated record